Cydia fagiglandana is the source of this 3110-nucleotide messenger RNA. RefSeq lists its product as uncharacterized. The record is from RefSeq and is a predicted model, not a curated record. Gene Ontology annotation, molecular function: cysteine-type endopeptidase inhibitor activity. The coding region runs from base 42 to 3110 and encodes 1022 amino acids. Lineage: Eukaryota; Metazoa; Arthropoda; Insecta; Lepidoptera; Tortricidae. The transcript is spliced from 3 exons.
UAUUUUCAAUCAACUGCGGCAACCGAUCUGGGCAUCAAAAUAUGCAUGUAUAUAUUUAUAUAUUAUUCCUGCUAGUACCAUUGAUCUCCUAUGGAUAUGGAAUAGGAGAGCAAGAGGAGCAAGAUCCAAAUGAUCCAAAAUAUCAAAAACUGGCCGAAGAAUUAGUACGUUACCACUUGAAUGUAACGAAACAGGACAUGAAAAAAGUAACAGUGUCUAAGGUUACUACACAAAGAGUGGCAGGUGUCCUCACUAGAAUCAAAUUCCGUGUUUUCCUUGUCAACGGUAAAUCGUCUAUGUGUGAUUCUGAAGUAUGGGACCAACCUUGGAAAGAUUCGAGAACUGUAACUUAUAAAUGUGACGGGCUGUUUUCCAACAAACUACUAAGCUCAUUAGGCAAUUUUCGAAUCGCAGGACCACGGGACCCUAGAAACCCUAAAUACCUAAGGUUAGCAAAUCGGGCACUUGAUAUAUUCAUUCAAACUCGAGACAGUAAACUUUUUAACAGAGAAGAUAUAAAAUCAGUAACUGUAACAAGUGCGAAAGUAAAGAUAGACAGACAAAUAACAAAUGCCCUUGUUUUCGUUGUUAACACUCUCAAUAAUGGUCAAUUUGAAUGUGAGGGUGUAGUUUUGGAAUCACCAUGGAAAACAUUCGAUAGGCCUGAAGUUACUAAUGUAAAUUGUGAUAUUAGCAAAGGAGAUGCAACAAAUGAUGUUCUUAUGGGCCAGUCAGGUAAAAAUCAACAGACUGGCGGCCAAGAGCGUCAAAACCCGAAAGACCCUAAAUAUAAACAGUUGGCGAAAGAAUCUUUUAAAAGGUACCUUCAAUCACACACCAAUGUUAAAAUAAGUGUUAAAAAAUUAACGGUCGACACAGUAACCUCCCAAGUGGUAGCUGGAACCAUGAUACGCAUUGAUUUCCAUGUUGAUCCUAUCAAAGGAACGAGAAUUCCUUGUAAAUCUGAAAUUUGGCAGAAAGUUGAUAAUCAAUUAGAUUUUAACGUGAUGUGUCAGUUGAAUGAUGAAAAGAUAGGAGGUCAAAAUGAGGAAGACCCCAAAGACCCCAAGUAUAAACAACUUGCAGAGGAAUCUUUUCAGAAAUAUCGGAAAACUCAUAUUGGCCCCUUAUUUGUUGUUAAAGAGAUUAAAGUGACCAGAGUAACCACACAGGUGGUUGCAGGUGUAGCCACCAAACUCGAUUUCAGGGUAAUUACUGACUCGAGCGACAUGUACCAUUGCCAUUCUGAGGUUUUGGAACAAUCAUGGAUUCAAAUCAAAAAUAUUACAGUUAUUUGUGACCCGCUAAACAAGUUAUCUGCUUCUGUAAACAGUCAGUUGAAUGAUGAAAAGGUAGGAGGUCAAAAUGAGCAAGACCCCGAAGACCCGAAGUAUAGACAACUAGCAAAAGAAUCUUUUCAGAAAUAUAGGAAGACUCAUCUUGGCCCCCUAUUUGUUGUUAAAGAGAUUAAAGUGACCAGAGUAACCACACAGGUAGUUGCAGGUGUAAGAACUAAACUCGAUUUCAAUGUAAUUACUGACUCUAGCUACAGAUACAAUUGCCAUUCUGAGGUUUUGGAACAACCAUGGCGUAAAAUUAAAGAUAUAAAAGUAAUAUGUGACCCGCUAAACAAGUUAUCUGCUUCUGCAAACCGUCCGAAAGUUAAUGAUGAUCUUGAUGAAAGUAUAGGUGGCCAAACAAACGACGAUCCCAAAGAUCCUAAAUACAAGAAAUUAGCAGAAGAAUCUUUUAAGAGGUACUUAAAGUCGCACACCAAUGUUAAAAUAAAUGUUAAAACAGUAACGGUCGACAAAGUAACCACCCAAGUGGUAGCUGGAACCAUGAUACGCAUUGAUUUCCAUGUUAAUCCUAUCAAAGGGACGACGAUUCCUUGUAAAUCUGAAAUUUGGGAAAAGGUAGAUGAUAAAUUAGAUUUUACCGUGAUGUGUCAGUUGAAUGAUGAAAAAGUAGGAGGUCAAAAGGAGCAAGACCCCGAAGACCCCAAGUAUCAACAACUUGCAGAGGAAUCUUUUCAGAAAUAUCGGAAGUCUCAUAUUGGCCCCCUAUUUGUUGUUAAAGAGAUUAAAGUGACCAGAGUAACCACACAGGUAGUUGCAGGUGUAAGAACUAAACUCGAUUUCAAUGUAAUUACUGACUCGAGCUACAGAUACAAUUGUCAUUCUGAGGUUUUGGAACAACCAUGGCGUAAAAUUAAAGAUAUUAAAGUAAUAUGUGACCCGCUAAACAAGUUAUCUGCUUCUGCAAACCAUCCGAAAGUUAAUGAUGAUCUUGAUGAACGUAUAGGCGGCCAAACAAACGACGAUCCCAAAGAUCCAAAAUACAAGAAAUUAGCAGAAGAAUCUUUUAAGAGGUACUUAAAGUCGCACACCAAUAUUAAAAUAAAUGUUAAAACAGUAACGGUCGACAGAGUAACCACCCAAGUGGUAGCUGGAACCAUGAUACGCAUUGAUUUCCAUGUUAAUCCUAUCAAAGGGACGACGAUUCCUUGUAAAUCUGAAAUUUGGGAAAAGGUAGAUGAUAAAUUAGAUUUUACCGUGAUGUGUCAGGUGAAUGAUGAAAAAGUAGGAGGUCAAAAGGAGCAAGACCCCGAAGACCCCAAGUAUCAACAACUAGCAAAAGAAUCUUUUCAGAAAUAUCGGAAGACUCAUAUUGGCCCCCUAUUUGUUGUUAAAGAGAUUAAAGUGACCAGAGUAACCACACAGUUAGUUGCAGGUGUAAGAACUAAACUCGAUUUCAAUGUAAUUACUGAUUCGAGCUACAGAUACAAUUGCCAUUCUGAGGUUUUGGAACAACCAUGGCGUAAAGUUAAAGAUAUUAAAGUUAUAUGUGACCCGCUAAACAAGUUAUCUGCUUCUGCAAACAGUCAGUUGAAUGCUGAAAAUGUAGGAGGUCAAAAUGAGCAAGAUCCUGAAGACCCGAAGUAUAAACAACUAGCAAAAGAAUCUUUUCAGAAAUAUCGGAAGACUCAUAUUGGCCCCCUAUUUGUUGUUAAAGAGAUUAAAGUGACCAGAGUAACCACUCAGGCGUUCACAGCUGUAGCUGUUCCACAGGGCCCCAUGAUGGCACGAGUCAAAUGUGGUUCGCGGUAG